AUGACUAUCCUGAAUACUACCAGAAGAUGGUCGGAUGGUAUUUUGGACAGAUACAGCGAGGCGUACAGUAUGGUUCAUGGAUACGUUAGCCUCGUCAUAUGUGCGAUUGGAAUACCUCUAAAUUUAUUAAAUAUCGUUGUCCUUACAAGAAAGAACAUGCAAACACCCAUAAACUGCAUGCUAACCUGGCUGGCAGUUUUUGACAUGGCCACCAUGGUGUCGUACGUCCCGUUUGCAGUACAUUUCUACUGCGAGUACCCAGCGAAUUCCAUUUCACCGCAGAAAAACAGUUGGGCCUGGAUGAACUUUUUGUUGGUAUAUCUCAACGUCUCCGCCACGGCCCACACGAUAUCCAUUUGGCUCGCUGUUGCCAUGGCAAUAUUUCGGCACAGUUACAUUCACUCGCCGGCACAAGGGACGAUAACGAGGAUAAGACGAUUAAUAAGAGCUAGAAUCGUAGUGGGUGUGGUCGUAUUGGCUUCGAUCUUGGUUAUGAUACCGAACUAUUUGAGUCACAAACUUAUUGAAUAUCAACGAGGUUCGGGCGAAGUGAUGUAUGUUUUCGAGAGAUCCAAUAUAGGUUCUGGAAACGAAGAACCUAUAAUUCUUGCGCAACUAUUGCUGUACAGUAUUUUAGCAAAACUAGUCCCUUGUCUCCUUAUAAUAAUCUUUGGGACACUGCUGCUUGUUACAUUGAAUACCUCUCGUAUUCAAAACACGGGUACCGCUGCAAAUGGGACCCCUUUACGCCCAUCUUCGAGAGGCCGCCAAAAAUCCAGAACAACGACCAUGCUACUGAUGGUGUUUGUGCUUUUUCUCAUAACCGAGUUGCCACAAGGAAUACUGAUCUUGGGCUGCAUCGUUAAGCAACACUUUUUUGAGAAAGUGUAUAUUCCGCUUGGGGACACGAUGGACAUUAUUGCUUUGGUAAACAGCGGUAUCAACUUCGUCCUGUACUGCUCUAUGAGUCAAGAAUUUAGAAAUACGUUUAUUAGUUUGUUUUGUAGGAUGAAAGGUGGCCCGAAUGGCAGAGGGUCAUAUGUCUCGUCGCAUGUACGGAAUGACCAAUUGCAAGUAACACUCACACAUGUUCCAACUCUUUUGGAUUAA
Dreissena polymorpha is the source of this 1110-nucleotide messenger RNA. Its product is annotated as G-protein coupled receptor dmsr-1-like. The record is from RefSeq and is a predicted model, not a curated record. Lineage: Eukaryota; Metazoa; Mollusca; Bivalvia; Myida; Dreissenidae. The transcript has a single exon. Gene Ontology annotation, cellular component: membrane. Gene Ontology annotation, biological process: G protein-coupled receptor signaling pathway. The coding region runs from base 1 to 1110 and encodes 369 amino acids. Gene Ontology annotation, molecular function: G protein-coupled peptide receptor activity.